CGCAGACCUAGGGCGCGUGCGCUAAACUCUCCACUAACGCUCCCAGCGGCUGCGGAGACUAAGCUUUCGUCUGGGCAGCCGCGUGGUCCCGGAUACUUUGUAGAGGAUGCCUCAUGACGAAAUCCCCAGCUCACCUCAACCUCAGGAGCAAGACUGUUCACUAAGUCAGCAUGUCAGUGCUAAUGAAGACAUGCUGGUUGGGCAGGAGAGUGGUGGGGACUCAGAGACUGGGGAGUGCCUCUCUACUUCCUGUGAGUAUGGGCCAUCCACAUCUGCUGAAGCUUGUGUGUUGGCAACCACAAGGCGAGGGCCAACCGUGCUACACAUUGAUCGGCAUCAGAUCCCCUCAGUGGAGCCCAGUGCUCAGGCCCUGGAGCUGCAGGGCCUGGGUGUGGAUGUCUAUGACCAGGCCGUCCUGGAGCAGGGUGUGCUUCAGCAGGUGGACAGUGCGAUGCAUGAGGCCAGCCGUGUGGCCCAGUUUGCUGAUGCGGAGAAGGAUUAUCAGUCAGUCCUGGAUGACCUCAUGUCGUGUACAACAUCCCUGAGACAAAUCAAUAAAAUUAUAGAGCAACUUAGCCCUCAAGCUGCCACCAACAGAGAUGUCAACAGGAAACUAGAUUCUGUAAAACGUCAGAAGUAUAACAAGGAACAACAGCUAAAGAAGAUAACUGCAAAACAGAAACGUCUCCAGGCCAUCCUUGGAGGGGCCGGGGUCCAAGUAGAACUGGAUCAUGCCAGCCUGGAGGAGGAAGACACAGAGGCGGAGCCAUCAUGUCUUGGCAGUAUGCUCAUGCCCGCCCAGGAGGCCGCCUGGGAAGAACUGAUCCGCACUGGCCAGAUGACACCAUUUGGUACCCCAGCCCCUCAGAAACCGGAGAAAAAGCCUAGAAAGAUAAUGCUCAAUGAAGUAUCAGGCUUUGAAAAAUAUUUGGCAGACCAGGCACAACUGUCUUUUGAGAGGAAGAAACGAACUGCUAACAAAAAAGCAGCUAGAAAGGCCGUGGUCAUAUCUGAGUCAAGCGCAGGACCAAAUGAGACCAAACGGGACCAGAGCAGCCAAGUCCUCUCCCGAGCAGAUAAGCGCUUGAAGAAGCGUACCAGGAAGCUCCAGAAGAGGGCGCUGCAGUUCCAAGGGAAAGCGGCAUUGCCAUGGGGGAAGAACCAUCUGCAGCCUGCUGUGAGGCCAGAGGCUGAGGGAGACACCGAGGGGGAGGAGUCGGGGUCCUUUCCCACCGAUGGGGAAGAGGAGGAAGAGCAAGAGGAGGAGGAAGCGGUGGCCAACCUGUCUUCCGAUGACAUCAGCUAUGAACUGAAGCCUCUGCGGAAGGGCCGGAAAUACCAGAAGAAAGUCUCAGUGCAUGAGGUUGAUGAUGACUUUUUCCCAAGUUCUGGGGAAGAAGAUGAAGCUAUGGAAGGAAGAGGAGGAGGUCGCAAGGUAGCGAGGUGCCGAGAUGACGGCGAUGAAGAUUAUUAUAAGCAGCGGUUAAGGAGAUGGAAUAAACUGAGGCUGCAGGACAAAGAGAAACGCCUGAAGCUUGAAGAGGAUUCUGAGGAGAGCGAUGCCGAAUUUGAUGAGGGUUUCAAAGUGCCAGGUUUUCUGUUCAAAAAGCUCUUUAAGUAUCAGCAGACAGGUGUUAGGUGGCUGUGGGAAUUGCACUGCCAGCAGGCAGGAGGAAUUCUGGGAGACGAAAUGGGAUUGGGCAAGACCAUCCAGAUAAUUGCCUUCUUGGCAGGUCUGAGCUACAGCAAGAUCAGGACUCGCGGUUCAAAUUACAGGUUCGAGGGACUGGGCCCCACUAUAAUUGUUUGCCCAACGACAGUGAUGCAUCAGUGGGUGAAAGAAUUCCACACGUGGUGGCCUCCAUUCCGAGUGGCAAUUCUGCAUGAAACAGGCUCCUAUGCCCACAAAAAGGAGAAGUUGAUCCGAGAUAUUGUUCAUUGUCAUGGAGUUUUGAUAACCUCUUAUUCCUACAUCCGACUGAUGCAAGACGACAUUAGCAGACAUGACUGGCACUAUGUGAUCUUAGAUGAGGGACACAAAAUUCGAAAUCCAAAUGCUGCAGUCACCCUUGCUUGCAAACAGUUCCGCACUCCUCAUCGGAUCAUCUUGUCGGGUUCACCGAUGCAGAACAACCUCCGAGAGUUGUGGUCACUCUUCGACUUCAUCUUCCCGGGAAAGCUAGGCACAUUGCCUGUGUUUAUGGAGCAGUUCUCUGUCCCCAUCACUAUGGGGGGCUAUUCCAAUGCUUCCCCAGUACAGGUUAAAACGGCCUAUAAGUGUGCAUGUGUCUUAAGAGACACCAUUAACCCCUACCUACUGCGGAGAAUGAAAUCAGAUGUCAAGAUGAGCCUUUCUUUGCCAGAUAAAAAUGAACAGGUCUUAUUUUGCCGCCUAACUGAUGAGCAGCAUAAAGUCUACCAGAAUUUCAUUGAUUCCAAGGAAGUUUACAGGAUUCUCAAUGGAGAGAAUCAGAUUUUCUCUGGACUUGUAGCUCUGAGGAAGAUCUGCAACCACCCUGACCUCUUUUCUGGGGGUCCCAAGAAUCUCAGUGGUCUUCCAGAAGACGAGCUAGAGGAAGAUCAGUUUGGUUACUGGAAACGUUCUGGGAAAAUGAUUGUGGUUGAGUCUUUGCUGAAAAUAUGGCAUAAGCAGGGUCAGCGAGUGCUGCUGUUCUCCCAGUCAAGGCAGACGCUGCACAUACUGGAAGUGUUCCUGAGAGCCCACAAGUAUUCCUAUCUCAGAAUGGACGGGACCACUACCAUAGCAUCAAGACAGCCGCUGAUUGCAAGAUACAACGAGGACACGUCCAUCUUUGUCUUUCUUCUGACCACACGGGUGGGUGGCAUAGGAGUGAACCUGACCGGGGCCAACAGAGUCAUCAUCUACGACCCUGACUGGAACCCAAGCACCGACACACAGGCCCGGGAGCGAGCAUGGAGGAUAGGUCAGAAGAAGCAGGUUACUGUCUACAGGCUUCUGACGGCUGGCACCAUUGAGGAAAAGAUCUACCACCGACAAAUCUUCAAGCAAUUUUUGACAAACAGAGUGCUAAAAGACCCAAAACAAAGGCGCUUCUUCAAAUCCAAUGACCUUUACGAGCUGUUUACUCUGAGUAGUCCUGACGCAUCCCAGAGCACUGAAACAAGUGCUAUUUUUGCAGGAACAGGCUCCGAUGUUCAGACACCCAAAUGCCGUUUAAGAAGAAAGACUCCACCAGCCCCAGGAACAAAUUCCAAAUGCAAGAAGUUCCCCGUUUCUGACACAGCUGCUAAUGGUGCCACCCUGACUGAAGAAAAGUCCGAGGCGAUGGGGCCUGCAGGAAGUGCUCCUUCUACAGAAAGGGGCCCUGUGCAGGGCGACUGUCACCCGAGUGGGAGCGGAACUAGCAGUGUUGUCUUUGGAGAAGAGACAGGUGCAGGGUCCAACCUGGAGCAGCUGUCAGAGAUGAGUGGAGAUGGGAAGCGUUCAGGUUGUCCAGUAGUCGACCAAACAUCCGGGCCAUCUGGUGAGGCGAGCACCAGUGAGAAGCAGGGUCCUUCCUCCAAAGGGGAAUGCUGCCGGGUUCAGACAGGACCUGCUCUCAUGAGUGAACAAACAGAAGGUCAUUUUUGUAAGCACAAAUCAAAAAGGAAACAUGAUGCAGCAAAGGAAGAGACCCCAGAGAAAUGUCUGCAGCCCAAGCAAAAGGCCAAGAACUCCAAGCAUUGCAGAGAUGCCAAGUUUGAGGGAACUCGAGUUCCACACCUGGUGAAGAAAAGGCGAUACCGCUCACAGAACCCUGAGCAGGAGAGCAUGGCCAAGGGGCGAAGCAGUGAUGACUAUGUCUUGGAAAAGCUUUUCAAAAAGUCAGUGGGCGUGCACAGCGUCGUGAAGCAUGACGCCAUCGUGGAUGGGACCAGCCCGGAUUAUGUGCUGGUGGAGGCAGAAGCCAGCCGAGUGGCUCAGGAUGCCUUGAAAGCUCUCAAGUUAUCUCGCCAGCAGUGCCUGGGGGCAACAUCUGGUGUCCCCACCUGGACCGGCCACAGGGGUAGUUCUGGUGCACCAGCAGGAAUGAAGAAUAGGUUCGGUAAGAAGAGGAACUCCAACCUCCCCAUGCAACGUCCUUCUUCAUCACUAACAGAAAAGUCUCAGAACAAUGUGAAGAAGGAGGGGAAAGCUCCUGCCCCUGAGCACUUUAGUGGCAAAGAAGAUGGAGCGUCUUUGUCUGGAGCCCCCAGUUCCUCCUCACUCUUGGCCAGAAUGAGAGCAAGAAACCACCUCAUCCUGCCGGAGCGCCUGGAGAGUGACAACGGGCACCUCCCUGAGGCUGCUGCCUUGCCUCCCUCCAGCACAGAACAUGACGACCUUCUGGUAGAGAUGAGGAACUUCAUUGCUUUCCAGGCCCAGGUGGAUGGCCAGGCCAGCACUCAGGAGAUCCUACAGGAGUUCGAAUCCAAGCUGUCUGCGGCACAGUCCUGUGUCUUCCGAGAACUACUGAGAAAUCUGUGCAGUUUUCAUAGAACUCCUGGUGGUGAAGGGAUUUGGAAACUGAAGCCAGAAUACUGCUGAACAACAAUGCCCCUAGACUUUUUCAAAUGGGAACCUCGGCUCACCAAUCCUGGAUGAGUGAUCGUGUGUGUGUCUGUGUCUGUGCCUGUGUCUGUGUGUCUAUGUGUGUGUCUGGGUGUAAGGGCAUGGCUGCAGUCAGUGUUUACUGUGUCAUCUACCUCAAAACUAAAACUUGAAGAAGAAAAUACUUGGAGAAUUUUUUUGUUUUGUUUUUUAUUUUGGUAACAUUAUGAAUUAUGUCAUAAAACCAGGGACUUAAGAGUUACUUCUUGGAACAAAUAUAUUUCUUAAUCCAAAAGAUGCUGUCAGGGAGCAUACUACUUAAGAAGAGAGUCCUUGGUUCUUGCUGGUGCUGGGAACACGUCUUCUGUUUAUCCCACCUUAGCCCGUAAGUCACUUCAUCAGUAUCUGGUCACCUUGGUACCUUGAUACAGAACUGUAAAGGUUUCUGUCCCACAAAACACAUACAGAAAGAGCCUUGUUACCUAUCAGAUCAUUAACUACCUAUAAAUAAUGCUUUGCAGCACUGUUAAACUAGUGGGUUUGGUUUUUGUUGUUUGUUUGUUUUAAAUGGUUCUGGAGAUGGACUGGUGCCUUGUGCAUGCUAAGCCUGUGCUUUCCCACCAAGUUCCACCCCAGUUCCAUAUACACAUACAUUCCAUAUACACACACAUAUAUGGAUCUCAAAGAAGAGUCUGCUUUCUGUUCUCUGUCAUCAUUAUCUAAAGAUCGUAGAAGACGUUGUUUAACUCGGUCAAUAAGUUCUAAACAUUCAUACCUGGCUCAGAAGGAAGUCCCAAUGCCUGUUUGUUUCUGGAGCCCUUUGGUUAUUUUUUCUUCUAGUGAUUAGCCUGCAAGGAAAUGAUGAUGCCCUUGUUCUUGGGCUGAAGUACUGACCUGACUCAUUAGUGUGAAGCAUUAGUAUAUUAUGCCUGGAAUGUCUGAGAUCUAAGUUAUAUCGAGCUAGAGAAGGCAUAGAUAUUCCUUUAAUUAAAAAUAGCUGUUGAAAGUUUCUUAUUGUGCAGCAAGGCAAGGAAUCCAUGUUUCAGCUCUGCCACUGCCCUGCCCAUCCUGGGUGGGUUGAGUCUCAGGGUAGUGCUCUGUAAACAUGGUCAUCCAGCCAACCUGGGAGAAACUUAGAGAGCAGCUCUGAGUUAGAAUAGUUUUUAAUAACAUACAGCACCUUUAUACAUUGUGCUGUAAUCUGGAUUUUUGAACAUUAAAUACUUUGUGCAGUGUAAAUAGAUUAAAUGUAUUGAACAUGUUAUAUAAUUACAAAUAAAGGGUUUUCAAAGAUACCAGCUUUUUACUGUAUUGUCACUGUGAAAAGCCUCCAAGCAGUCCCCACCUUCCCACCCCACACCGGUCUUGCUGCUCUUCCAGAGCCCUGUGCAGUGGCCCGGGCAUUUCCACAGCUACUGGCGUGGGCUGCUCCUUCCAGUGUCGUCUCUGAGUUUUACCUGGACACAUGACUGCUCAGCUAAUAAUUGCUUCUCAGCCUCCCUGGCAGGUAAUUGUGACCACAUGACAGUUGUAGGCAGUGAGAUGGAAAACUUCCAGCUUGAAGCUUAAGCAGAGAGUCAUGGUGUGCACUCCCCUGAAAGGUCCCUGUUCUGCUGGUGGGGAUGUUUGAGAGCCUCAGUGGGGUUCCUGGUGUUUCAAGAGAGGGUGUUUGUUAAGGUUUGAGUAGUUUGCCUUCCAGUCAAGAAUGUCUGUCUUUGGUCUGUUACUUAAGAGUGAAAUAAAUGAAUACUUUUUAACACUGUUUUAGAGAUGGUUUUAGCACCUAACUUAUUUAAUGUAUGUCACAUGUUAAUGGAAUAAAAUUUUCCUAUUAUAUCUAACUUUCACAUUAUAUAGGCCUUUUCACUCUUGAGAUACAACUCUAUUUCUCUGAACCACUCAACUCUAAACCCAUUACAGGCUCACUUUCCCCUUACUUGCCCACACCAGGUAGUUUCCAUCUUGGUAGAUUAUUUUAAAGUCAGUCUUGUGAUUGAAAAUGACCUUAUUUUAAUCUGAAUUUCCCUGACUUCUUGAACACCAGACAUUCCCAUGUUUGUUGGUUAUGUGCAGAUUUUUGCUGUAUCUUGCUUAUUCAUACCAUAUUCACAUAGUUUUCUAAACAGAAGUGAAGGGCAAUUAUGAAAUAGGCAAACAUGAAAAGUCAUUAUGGAAUAAGUCCAUCCCCCACCCAUUUGAAACACCAACUUUUGAUUCAUCACACUGCACUGUAUUGUGGUGAUAUAUUGUGUACCAUAUUAAAUUUGCCUGAAGAUCAGAGAACAGAACAAGCCACUAGAUUAAACACAGAGGCCAGGCAGUGGUGGCACACACCUUUAAUCCCAGUACUGGGAAGCACACACACCUUUAAUCCCAGGAAGUGAUGGCUGGGUGGAGAAAGAUGUAUAAGGCGUGAGGAGACAGGAACUAAAGGCUUUUCAGCAGAAGCGUCCCUUUCACCUUGAGGCUUUUUUUGGCUGGAGCCUUUCGGGUGAGAUCUCAGAGGGUUUCAGUCAGAGGAUUCAUGGAAUUGGUGAGGUGAAACAUGGCAGUGGCUUGUUCCUUUGUCUCUCUGAUCUUUGAGCAUUUACCCCAAUAUCAGGCUCCUGGGUUUUUUAUUAGAAGACUAUUUAGAAUUCGUGUUACACUGCAUAGCUGAUGAUCACACUGGUCUGCACAGCUGAUGAUCACACUGCACUGCACAGCUGAUGAUCACACUGCACUGCACAGCUGAUGGUCACACUGCACUGCACAGCUGAUGGUCACACUACACUGCACAGCUGAUGGUUACACUAGCUGAUGAUCACACCAUACUGCACAGCUGAUGAUCACACUGCACUGCACAGCUGAUGAUGGUCACACUGCACUGCACAGCUGAUGAUCACACUACACUGCACAGCUGAUGAUCACACUACACUGCACAGCUGAUGGUUACACUAGCUGAUGAUCACACUGCACUGCACAGCUGAUGAUCACACUACACUGCACAGCUGAUGGUCACACUACACUGCACAGCUGAUGAUCACACUGCACUGCACAGCUGAUGGUCACACUGCACUGCACAGCUGAUGGUCACACUACACUGCACAGCUGAUGGUUACACUAGCUGAUGAUCACACCAUACUGCACAGCUGAUGAUCACACUGCACUGCACAGCUGAUGAUGGUCACACUGCACUGCACAGCUGAUGAUCACACUACACUGCACAGCUGAUGGUUACACUAGCUGAUGAUCACACUGCACUGCACAGCUGAUGAUCACACUACACUGCACAGCUGAUGAUGGUCACACUGGACUGCACAGCUGACGUCAAACCCCAUGUCUUUUUUUUCCUUCACACUCUACAUGCUACCAUUUGGUUUUGCACUGUUUUGCCAACUGUGGGAAAGUCUUCCUUUUUCUCUCUUCUUCUGGGUCUUAUUUUUGUGCAUUUUCUGUUCCAAGCAAAUGAUAGAAUUAGCUUAUUAAGUUCCACUAAAGUUGUGUUGCUCUUUUUGGCCAAGAUUGCAUUAGUGUAUCCAUUAAUUGGAGGAUAAUAGACUUCUUCAUAAUUAAUAUAAUUUUCCAUUAGUAUUAUGAUAGGCCUCAUUUUAUUUAAGUCCUUUAUAUACUUGGGUAACAUUCCUCAUAAGGGUCUUGCACAUUUUAUAUUAUCUUUGUUCUAGAUGUUUUACAAAAUUUCAGUUUAGGUUAAGGAUCAUUUACUUUCACAUAAAAAUCUGGAUAAUUGGAACAUUCCUCUAUCAACUUUAUGUUGCUUAUCACCCGGAAGCUUCUACAUUUAUUUUUUUCAGUUUUGUGUCCUUAUUAAGAAGCCACUACUGGGCUGGAGAGAUGGCUCAGAGGUUAAGAGCACUGCUUGCUCUUCCAAAGGUCCUGAGUUCAAUUCCCAGCAACCACAUGGUGGCUCACAACCAUCUGUAAUGAGAUCUGCCGCCCUAUUCUGGCCUGCAGGGAUAUGUGCAGACAGAACACUGUAUACAUAAUAAAUAAAUCUUUUUUUUGUUGUUAAAAAGAAGAAGCCACUACUUAGCUCUGCACUGGUGGCACAUGCCUUUAAUCCCAGCACUCGGGAGGCAGAAGCAGGUGGAUCUCUGUGAGUUCCAGGACAACCAGGGCUACACAGAAACCUGUCUCAGAAAACAAGGUCAUAAAUACAGUCUCAUGAAUGGCCUUGUUAGUUACCUAUGUGGUUUGAAUGUGAAGUGCCCCACCAUAGUCUUGUGUGUUUGAAUGCCAGGUCUCCAGCUGGUGGCAUUCUUGGAAGGUUGUGGAAAAACUGGAGGUAAAGUCUUGCUGGCAGAGGUGGAUCUCUGAGUAUGGUCCUUGAAGUUCACAGUCCAGCCCCACUUUCUGUUCUCUCUGCUCCUUUCUGACUGCCAGUGCUAUGCACCAGAGGACCUCUGGAAGGCUGCCAUGGGGGACUACCAUCUGCAACUGUGAGCCGAAGUGAACCCUUCUUCCCUUAGGUUCUUCUGUCUGGGUAUUUGUCAGCAAUGAGGAAAGUGACUAAAUACAAUUAUAUAGAGAGUUAUUUCCCUAACAUUUGAAAAACCGAUCAUCCCUUCCUCCCUGAUUUAUACAUUUAUUAAGCCACCACUGCCAUCAUGUCCUAUGUCCAUGUAAUUAUGGGAAUGUUUCUGGGCUCUCUAUUUUGUUAGUUUUAUCCAUUCAUCUUUACCAAUAAGCCACUUCCAACCAUGUGGGUUUCUAAUUGGUUGUCACAAACCGUAUAACAGCUCUUAGAUCUUUGUUCUGUACAUAUGGAUCAUCCUGUCAUUUGUAUUUUGUGAUCACAGUAAAUGUGGGGACUGGCUGAAGAUUAUUUAUGAUGCUGAGUUCCAUGCAUCUCUGAGUAAAUCACAGCUACUCAUUUUUACUACCUGUUUAAUAAAGGAGUAAUUGCAUUGUAUCUCACAUUUUGUAGUAGAGUCGUGUACAACUUAGACUUAGUCCCGACCCUGAUCUUAUCCCUUCUAAAACUGUACAUGUUCUCAUUUACAAAGACGUGUCUCCUGGUUCUCUGUAAGUUGGCUUUGCUAACUGACGCUGUAUGUAUCUAGCAACUUUACUGAACUUGUUCUCUGAUGAUCUGUCACUUACUCUGUAACACUAGGGUCAGCUAUAGUAAUGAUGAUUGUGUUUCAGCACUUCUGAUCCGUCUCUUUUUCCUGCCGUUGAAGAGAGGCUUUAAAAACUACAGUUGCUUCCAUUUUCUAAUAGAUGGUUAAAUUGGGUUAAGGGAAUGUUCUUCUCAGUUUUGAAUCCAGUGCUGAAUUUUAUUAAAUGUUGCUUCUGCUUGUA
Peromyscus californicus insignis is the source of this 9856-nucleotide messenger RNA. It is a transcript of the gene Ercc6, whose product is annotated as ERCC excision repair 6, chromatin remodeling factor. The record is from RefSeq and is a predicted model, not a curated record. Gene Ontology annotation, molecular function: ATP binding; ATP-dependent chromatin remodeler activity. Gene Ontology annotation, biological process: transcription-coupled nucleotide-excision repair. Gene Ontology annotation, cellular component: nucleus. The transcript has 21 exons. The coding region runs from base 107 to 4549 and encodes 1480 amino acids. NCBI's taxonomy places the organism in Eukaryota, Metazoa, Chordata, Mammalia, Rodentia, Cricetidae.